AUGGCAAAGGUUCUACAAUAUGGCCCUUGGUUUAUCAAUGGGCACUACUUCUCUGUUCGAAGGUGGGAGCCAAAUUUUGUAGCUAGCAAAGCUAAAGAAGUCCACUCAGCCGUCUGGGUUUGCCUUCCACAAUUACCCACAGAAUUCUUCGAUGGAAUAGUGCUUGGAAGGAUUGGAAACUUAAUUGGCAGGCUGCUAUGUAUAGAUGCUUGUACAAGCUCAACACUCAGAGGAAGGUAUGCGAGAUUAUGUGUGCAAGUACCAUCAGACCAGCCGGUCCAAACAGCAAUUCAAAUUGGCUCUCAUAUACAACAACUCGUGUAUGAAGGGGAGAAUUUUUUAUGUAAAGCCUGUGGUAGACUGGGUCACACUGCAACAUCAUGCUCCUACUCUACAAUUGACUCACUAAAGCAGACACAAGAAGGCCCUUGGGUCAUCUCCUCCAACUCCACAGACAAGGGAAAACUAGUUGAAGAAUUAUGGCAAACAGUCUCAUUUCCCAGAGGUAACAAACAAAAAAACACACUGCCAGUUCAUCUCAGAAUAAAACUCAAGCGACACCCCCGGGUAUAA
This is a messenger RNA of Nicotiana attenuata, 573 nucleotides long. RefSeq lists its product as uncharacterized. The record is from RefSeq and is a predicted model, not a curated record. The coding region runs from base 1 to 573 and encodes 190 amino acids. The transcript has a single exon. NCBI's taxonomy places the organism in Eukaryota, Viridiplantae, Streptophyta, Magnoliopsida, Solanales, Solanaceae.